AUGCGUUAUCUCGCCCUGAUAUCAGUAGCUGUCGCUACCCUUGGCGCGAUAUCACGAGGCUCCGCCUUGUCUCUUUGGGAAGAACCGUCAUGUCUUUGCCGUGACGAAGCGUUGGAUAUCGCCAAUCGGUGGCUCAGCAUCUUCUCGACCGGUGGCGUUUCCGGCAAGGAGGAGGUGGCCACGAUUGUUUCACAGGAUCUCGUCAGCGCCGACGAAACCUUUGGUCCGCCUACCUACGGAAUCGACGCCUUCUGGGAAGCCAUCAAGACACCGUCCAACCUUACGACGAACGUGACGCAGGCCACAACCUUUUUCAUCCACACGUGUGACCAGAUCGCUCUCAACUGGCAGUAUGAUGCCGUGUCGACCGGCUACAACUCGUGA
This is a messenger RNA of Colletotrichum graminicola M1.001, 384 nucleotides long. RefSeq lists its product as uncharacterized. Bases 1 to 384 code for a protein of 127 amino acids. NCBI's taxonomy places the organism in Eukaryota, Fungi, Ascomycota, Sordariomycetes, Glomerellales, Glomerellaceae. The record is from RefSeq and is a predicted model, not a curated record. The transcript has a single exon.